Rhododendron vialii is the source of this 693-nucleotide messenger RNA. Its product is annotated as putative protease Do-like 14. The transcript is spliced from 3 exons. NCBI's taxonomy places the organism in Eukaryota, Viridiplantae, Streptophyta, Magnoliopsida, Ericales, Ericaceae. The record is from RefSeq and is a predicted model, not a curated record. The coding region runs from base 1 to 693 and encodes 230 amino acids.
AUGCACAAGGAUGCAAUACUUGAUGAAGGUGUUGGAACUGGCUUUCUCCUCGACCGUGAUGGGUAUAUACUGACAUGUGCACAUGUCUUGUCGAUUUUGCAAGAAUUCAAAGUGGGGGAUAAAAAUGUCGAACGUUGGCUUCCCGGGCAGGUUAGGACAAAUUUCAGAGGAGAAGAUGCCUAUGUUGUCGAUGUCAAAUCAAUUGACAUCGGCAACGACGUUGCACUGCUAAAGCUUCCUCCAGGUGUAAUAAAGCAAUCUCAUCUUCCCUGUGUGCUUACAAAAGUACCCCCUGAUAUGGGUGAAUAUAUCUUCUUGGUUGGACACCCAGCAAGUCUCCCCUUCCCCUUGCGGUUUGGUCAUGUCAUUAAUCCUCGUCGUUCCCUUUAUGAUUUUAGCCCGGGUCACCUUGCCCGUUUCCCUCAGCAUGAUGAAUAUAUGGAUCCAGACAUGAAAUUCCUCGAGCUGGAUAUGAGGUCAGCCCCAGGUUUUUCUGGUGGGCCAUUAGCCACAAUGGAAGGUGCAAAAGCAGCAUAUGGGAUUCUGUCGUCCAUGAUUACGAAGGUUCUUGAGAAGAUGCAUAAGAGGAGCCUUGCUGAUAAUUCUGGGUUUAUUGAACCAGAAAAACCUGAGGCUGACCUCAUAUCCAGCUUAAGGAAUUUCAUGCUUGGAUCCAUAUAUUCAUCAUGUUGA